AUGGACACCGAAAAAAUGUGUAAGUUAUUUCUCGAAGGUGAUAGUUAUUUUAAUGAUGAAAAUGUCGAUACGGAGAAAAUUAACGAAAAACUAACCAUCAAAGGAUAUUGUCGUGAUAAUAGUUGUAAAACAAAUGGAGAAAGUAUUAAUGCUUUGGCCGCAUAUAUAUACAUGAAAUUCAAAGAUUCAAUAUCAAGAAAAGAAAGCCAUAAUGAUUAUGAUGAAUAUUUAUUGAUGUGGAUAAGUGAUAAAUUAUUUAAGAUACACAUCGAAAGCAUAGGCAAAAAGAAUAUAAAAGGCUAUAUUGAUGCUUUUACUUUAAAGAAGGCUUAUGAAGAGUAUUUAGAGAAACAUAAACAAGUAUUGGAUUAUUGGGAGCUUUUAAAUAUGAUGCAGGGUUUGAAAGAAGCUAAUCUUAAGUAUAUGAUCGAAUUUUAUAAAUUACUUAAUAAUAUAUGUAUAACAAUUGCAUAUUAUAAUGAUAAAGGUGCCAAAAGUAGUCAACUUUCUAAAUAUUCUAAAAAUUGCCUUACUCAAUAUAGAACCCUUUAUAAGAACAUUUCUGAAUGCAAUUCAUAUCUUGAUUUAUUGAAUAAAUUAAAAGGUGUAUAUGAUGAUUUUAGAGAUUCUGCUAUUACGAAAACUGAUUCAGAAAAUAAAUUAGCAACUAAUCUUCAAACACUCACAACAGAAGAUGGAAAAGAGAUGGGGGCGGUGAGAGGUUUUAAAACAUAUAACUUUAGUGAUUCAAAAUGUAAAGUCAAAAAAAAAUCGGCCUCACCACCAUUACAACCUACAAAACUAGAAUCAACCUCAUCUUCACUACCAUUGACACCAUCGCCAGAGAUGCAAAAACAAGAUUCACCACCUCCAUCACAAUCGCCAGAACAACCAAAAGAUCAUUCGAGUGAGCAAAAAGAUUCAGGUAGUGACACAGAAAAUCAAAAGGAUUCUCAAAGUGAUUCAAAGGACCAUGAACAAACUAUGGUUACCGAUAAAAAAGGUUCUGAUGAUGGGGUAGUUGGUGGAUCAGAAGAUUCAAAUGGUGGACAAAAUGCCAUAAAUAUUGUUCCAGAAGCAUCAUCUUUGGGAAUUUUAAAUGCUGCAACAUAUUUAGUUAAUGCUACCCCUUCAUUUGAAACGAUUAAUAAAAGAAUUACAGAGACCACAGACACUAUUAAGAAUUUUUAUAGUACAGCUUUGAGUAAUUUAGAAACUACCUACGGUAAAUAUAUUAGUGUUUUAAAAGAGAUGAUUGACAAUAUAAGUACCGAUUCUAAAGAAGUAGAGCCCCCUGCUGAAUCAGGCGGAGGAGGGGAUGGCGCAUCACAACCCCAAAAAAAUUCAGAACAAACUUCAUCAGAAACUUCACCAAGUUCUACAGAUCAAACUCAAGAACAUCAAUCGUCUCAGGAACCUUCUGAAAACCAAAAUUCUGAUAAAAGCGAUCAAGAAUCUGAAAAACCGGUGGAAGUCCCAGUGGUUAAAUCAGAAAAUCCAGGAACCGAAACAAAAGGAAAUGGAACAAUAGGAAUAGGUGAUAUAUUUAUAUUCAAAGAAUUCAAAAAAAUUGGAAUUCCAAUUAUAGUUAUUAUAAUAUCCAUUACUUUAGCUAUUAUGUACAAGUUUUUGGUAUUUGAACGGAGAAAGAAAUUAAAAAGAAAAAAAAUGAAAAAAUCUACAAAUUUGUUUGGUGUAAAUAAAACGACAUGA
Plasmodium vinckei vinckei is the source of this 1713-nucleotide messenger RNA. Its product is annotated as PIR protein CIR protein. Lineage: Eukaryota; Apicomplexa; Aconoidasida; Haemosporida; Plasmodiidae. The record is from RefSeq and is a predicted model, not a curated record. Bases 1 to 1713 code for a protein of 570 amino acids. The transcript is spliced from 3 exons.